Molecule: messenger RNA, 2955 nt
Organism: Ilex paraguariensis (yerba mate)
Lineage: Eukaryota; Viridiplantae; Streptophyta; Magnoliopsida; Aquifoliales; Aquifoliaceae
Source: the annotation of a GenBank genome assembly
AUGGCAUUGAUCAGCUCUCAACCGAUCCAAUCCCGAAAGCAAAAGCAGCCCAUUUCUGCGGAGACAAGCCAUUCUUCAGAUCCUCUCAUGGCAGACACUGAUAAUCCUCCUAGUGGCGGAAAAAAUACACCUCCCAAGGACUUCGUGUGUCCCAUAACAAGUAAUAUAUUUGAUGAUCCAGUGACUCUCGAAACAGGUCAGACUUACGAGCGUAAAGCAAUCCAAGAAUGGCUUGAUAGGGGAAACUCCACAUGCCCCAUUACACGCCAAAAGCUGCAUAGUGCUAAACUACCUAAAACAAAUUACGUACUUAAACGUCUGAUUGCAAGUUGGCAAGAACAGAACCCAAGCGUAGUUUCAAUCCAAGCUGAAAAAUCACACCCAGAAAGUGAACCAGUCUUCAACCCAGUGAUGCAUUCGACUUCCCCGAACAGUGUUAUAAGCCAAGCCACCAUUGACGGCACAAUUAGCGAACUGCGACUUGCAAUUACCAACCUUUGUACGUCAGAAAUUUUGGAGGAGUCUGAAAUGGCAGUUCUUCGAAUUGAGCUGUUCUGGCAGGAAGCCAAUAUGGAAGUGGAGAUUCAAAACAUGCUCUCAAAACCUCCAGUUAUCAAUGGUUUUGUAGAGAUCCUUUUCAACUCAGUUGAUACCAGAGUCUUGAGGGCAACAGUGUGUCUUCUGGCUGACCUUGGUUCAAGAGACAGUGGUGUCAUCCAGACGCUAACCAGGGUUGAGUCUGAUGUGGAAUGUGUUGUUGCUCUUUUCAAGAAAGGUUUGGUGGAGGCUGUUGUAUUGAUUAACCUGUUAAGGCCUUCCACCAUGAGCCUUGUCGAAAUGGACAUGGUGGAUUCCCUCUUGACAGUUUUUAGAAAGAGAGAAGACGACUUCCUUAAAAUGUGUAUGAAGCCAAAAUCAGCUGCCAUUCUUUUAUUGGGACAGAUUCUUGCAAAUUCCGAGGAAACUAGUAUAUCAGAAAUUGCUAGGAGAGUUAUUUCAGGGAAGGUAAUAGAAUGUAUUGUGGGUAGCUUGGAAGCUGAGUGGGCAGAGGAAAGGAUUGUGGCUGUUGGUAUUUUAUUGAGAUGCAUGCAGAAGGAUGGCAAGUGUAGGAACAUCAUUGCUGAUAAGGCUGAAUUGGCUCCUGUUUUGGAGAGCUUCAUGGGAGCGAAUGAUGGAGAGCGGUUCGAGAUAGUUCAGUUUCUCUCCGAACUAGUUAAACUGAACAGAAGGACAUUUAAUGAGCAGGUCUUGCACAUUAUAAAAGAUGAAGGUACUUUUAGUACAAUGCACAGCCUCUUGGUAUAUCUAGAGACAGCUCUCCAGGAUCAAUGUCCUAUUGUGGCUGGUCUCCUCCUCCAACUUGACCUUCUGGCGGAGCCAAGAAAGAUGAGCAUAUAUCGAGAAGAGGCAAUUGAUAGUCUUAUUUCAUGUCUUAGAAAUUCAGACUCACCAGCAGCUCAAAUAGCAGCUGCCGAGACUAUUUUGGCCCUCCAAGGGAGAUUUACUUAUUCUGGAAAGCCCCUUGCUCGCACUUUUCUUCUUAAACGUGCAGGACUUGGCAAACAUUAUAAAUCUCUGAUGCGAAAGGAGCAACUCAGCAAUGCAUCUGGUGAAAUUCAAGGAACAUUGGAAGAAGAGAAAGCAGCUGAAGAGUGGGAGACAAAAGUGGCAUUUGCCUUAGUUAGUCAUGAAUUUGGUCUGUUGUUUGAAGCUUUAGCAGAAGGGUUAAAGAGUAGAUAUGCAGAAUUAUGUUCAGCAUGCUUUUUGUCAGCCACAUGGCUUGUACAAAUGCUCACUAUUCUUCCCGACACGGGGAUACAAGGAGCGGCUCGAGUCUGCUUGCUCAAGCACUUUGUAUCAAUAUUUAAGUCUUCGAAGGACACUGAAGACAGAGUCCUUUCCAUGCUUGCUCUGAGCAGCUUCAUCCGUGACCCAGAAGGGAUGCGUGACCUAACUCCCCACAUGAAGGAUAUCUUUAAAGGUCUGAGAGAGCUUAAGAAAUCAUCUACCUUGGCAUUUGAGAUGCUGAAACUUUUCUCUGAAGGGCAUGACUCCAGCGCCGACCUUUGGAAUCAUAAAGAAUUGGUCCAAGAAGAUAGUUCUUUAAAUGGAGAAGUGUUAUCCAUAGUUUGCUUCAAAAACAAAAUUUUUUCUGGCCAUUCAGAUGGAACCAUAAAGGUCUGGACUGGUAAAGGUAGCAGUCUGCAUCUCAUCCAAGAAACUCGAGAACAUACCAAGGCAGUCACUAGCCUGGCAAUUCUACAGUCAGGGGACAAAGUGUACAGUGGUUCACUCGAUAGGACAGUGAGGGUGUGGUCAAUUGGCAACGAAGUCAUGUGUUGUGAACAAGUUCAUGACAUGAAGGAUCAGGUUAACUAUCUUGUAGUUGCAAACAGCAUUUCAUGCUUCAUUCCUCAGGGGGCUGGCAUUAAGGUGAAUUCUUGGAAUGGUGCAUCCAAAUUGCUGAAUCAAAACAAAUAUGCAAAGUGCUUGACUAUUGUGAAUGGGAAACUAUACUGUGGAUGCCAUGAUAGUAGUAUUCAGGAAAUUGAUUUGGCCACAGGAACACUAAGUAAUAUUCAAACUGGCUCAAGAAAAUUCUUAGUUAAAGCAAAUCCUGUUUAUGCACUGCAAGUUCAUGAUGGACUGAUAUAUUCAGCCAGCUCUCCCUUGGAUGGAGCUGCCGUGAAGAUAUGGAGUGCAUCAAAUUUCAGAAUGGUUGGAUCGCUGCCAUCAGCAAUGGAUGUACGGGCUAUGGCCAUAAGCUCAGACCUCAUUUAUUUGGGGUGCAAAGGGGGGAUUGUGGAGGUAUGGUGUAGAAAGAAGCACAUUAGAGUAGAAACACUACAAACUAGUACCAUCAGUAAAGUUAUUUGCAUGUCUCUCGAUAGCGAUGAAAAUGCUUUGGUGAUCGGAACCUCUGAUGGACGAAUUCAGGCAUGGCAACUGAGCUGA